CCGGGCCGCGCUUCCUCUCGCCAGGCCUGCGAGCUUCCUCCCAGCGGAGCCCGGGGCGAGCCGAGUUUGGGCGCAGCGGCUAAGACCGUCGCCGCCCUACCGCUCCCGCCCCACCCCGCGCCCUGCCCCGGGGGUCCUGCCGGGGUGGAGCCCGAGCGGGGCGACCGCCCGGCCACAACACCGUCGGGGCCGUCCCCUGGUCAGCUCUCCCUCCCGCCCUAGCUAUCCUGUGGCCGCCGGAGCCUCCGGGGCGUGGAGCGCGGGGAGCCCCCGCGGUCCCGGAUCGAGCGUCUGGGGCGGCCCGGGGCAGCGGGCGCGACGUUCCAAAAUCGAACCGUGGCGGCAGCGUUCGGAAGCGGAACUCUGCCGGGGCCGCGCCGGCUACAUUGUUUCCUCCCCCCGACUCCCUCCCGCCCCCCUUCCCCCGCCUUUCUUCCCUCCCCGAUCCGGGCCGCGCGGCCAUCCCCCUGCUUCGAUCUGGCCGUCCCUCCUCCCCUUCUUUCCGCACCCAUACCUCUUUGUACCGCACCCCCCGGGGGCUCCCGCGCCCCUCCCCUCCCCCCUGGCCGCAUGGACCGCCCCGCAGGCCGCUGAUGCCUCCCGCGGCGAGGUGGCUCGGACCGCAACGCCCAGAGAGAGCUCUAAUGGUACCAAAGUGACAGGUCAGCCUUCCUGUGACACAGGGACACAGAUCUCCUGAGAAGAUGUCAGCAAUACAGGCCGCCUGGCCAUCCGGUACAGAAUGUAUUGCCAAGUACAACUUCCACGGCACUGCCGAGCAAGAUCUUCCUUUCUGCAAAGGAGACGUGCUCACCAUUGUGGCCGUCACCAAGGACCCUAACUGGUACAAAGCCAAGAACAAGGUGGGCCGUGAGGGCAUUAUCCCAGCCAACUACGUCCAGAAGCGGGAGGGUGUAAAGGCCGGCACCAAACUCAGCCUCAUGCCCUGGUUCCAUGGCAAGAUCACAAGGGAACAAGCAGAACGGCUCCUAUAUCCACCGGAGACAGGCCUGUUCCUGGUGCGGGAGAGCACCAACUACCCCGGGGACUACACACUGUGCGUGAGCUGCGAGGGCAAGGUGGAGCACUACCGUAUCAUGUACCACGCCAGCAAGCUCAGCAUCGACGAGGAGGUGUACUUUGAGAACCUCAUGCAGCUGGUGGAGCACUACACCUCAGAUGCAGAUGGGCUCUGCACUCGACUCAUCAAACCAAAGGUCAUGGAGGGCACAGUGGCGGCCCAGGACGAGUUCUUCCGAAGUGGCUGGGCACUGAGCAUGAAGGACCUGAAGCUGCUGCAGACCAUUGGGAAAGGCGAGUUUGGAGAUGUGAUGCUGGGAGAUUACCGAGGGAACAAAGUAGCUGUCAAGUGCAUUAAGAAUGACGCCACUGCUCAGGCCUUCCUGGCUGAAGCCUCAGUCAUGACGCAACUUCGGCAUAGCAACCUGGUACAGCUCCUGGGCGUGAUUGUGGAGGAGAAGGGCGGGCUCUACAUCGUCACUGAGUACAUGGCCAAGGGGAGCCUAGUAGACUAUCUGCGGUCGCGGGGACGGUCGGUGCUGGGCGGAGACUGUCUCCUCAAGUUCUCACUAGACGUCUGUGAGGCCAUGGAAUACCUAGAGGGCAACAACUUUGUGCACCGGGAUUUGGCUGCCCGCAAUGUGCUGGUGUCUGAGGACAACGUGGCCAAAGUCAGUGACUUUGGCCUCACCAAGGAGGCCUCCAGCACCCAGGAUACAGGCAAGCUGCCGGUCAAAUGGACAGCCCCUGAGGCCCUGAGAGAGAAGAAGUUCUCCACCAAGUCAGAUGUGUGGAGUUUUGGAAUCCUUCUCUGGGAAAUCUACUCCUUUGGGCGAGUGCCUUAUCCAAGAAUUCCCCUGAAGGACGUUGUCCCUCGGGUGGAGAAGGGCUACAAAAUGGACGCCCCUGACGGUUGUCCACCUGCUGUCUAUGAAGUCAUGAAGAACUGUUGGCACCUGGAUGCUGCCACACGGCCCUCCUUCCUGCAGCUCCGUGAACAGCUUGAGCACAUCAAAACCCACGAGCUGCACCUGUGACCAUCUGCCUCCACCCAGGUCAUGGGCCUGUGGGGACUGGACCUGGAGAGACUGUGGUCUUGGUGCCCCCGUUCACUGGGCCCAAACCUGAGCUGAGCCCCAGCAGGCCGGGGGCCUCCUUCCUCUGCUCCAGCCUGCACCCCCACUGGCCCCCCCAGGGAUCCCACCUGGCCUGUCACCUUCUCAUGGACCCAGCUGUGGGUCAUGGACCCACUAUAAAGAGGCCAAGAAGGCAGGAAGCUGAGGAGCGGGAGACAGAUGCCCCCUACCACGGCCAGGCUUUCCCUGGCCUCCCAUCUCUCGCCUUCUUAAGAGUUUUAUUCCUUUCCUUUUUUGAGAUUUUUUUCCGUGUGUUUAUUUUUUAUUAUUUUUCAAGAUAAGGAGAAAGAAAGUACCCAGCAAAUGGGCAUUUUACAAGAAGUACGAAUCUUAUUUUUCCUGUCUUGCCCAUGAGGGUGGGGGACACCGGGCCCCUGUCUAGGGACCAGCGUCCCACCCUUGUUCCCAUCCCAUGUUGCGUGUCCCGUGUUGCCUCGGUCGCCCGUGUUUGCGCUUGACCAUGUUGCACUGUUUGCAUGCGCCCGAGGCAGACGUCUGUCAGGGGCUUGGAUUUCGUGUACCGCUGCCGCCACCCACCUGCCUUGUGAGAUGGAAUUGUAAUAAACCACUCCAUGAGGACACCGCUGCCCAGCCUUGGCGCUUCCUCCGCCGAG
Molecule: messenger RNA, 2770 nt
Organism: Orycteropus afer afer
Lineage: Eukaryota; Metazoa; Chordata; Mammalia; Tubulidentata; Orycteropodidae
Gene: CSK
Product: C-terminal Src kinase
Biological process (GO): regulation of Fc receptor mediated stimulatory signaling pathway; protein phosphorylation; adherens junction organization
Molecular function (GO): ATP binding; protein binding; protein tyrosine kinase activity
Source: RefSeq, a predicted model, not a curated record